AAAUAAUUUAAAUAUUAAUCUUUUUGGACUUGUUCUAUCUAUUGAGUUUGGUUUUUAGAGUGGCCUCAGCUUCAGUUUUUGUCAGAAGACUUCCUUAGAUCUACGUAACUUAAAGCUGCACUUGCGUAGGAAGGAGCGUUUCCCUUUCCCCUGAAGAAGGGUCGCGACCCGAAAUGUCACCUGUUCUUUCUCUCCAGAGACGCUGCCUGACCCGCAGAGCUACUCCAGAUUUUUGCGUCUAUCUCUUGAGUAAUAGGUGUCAGCAGACAGCACAUCGCUACAGUAGAGAUGAUUGUGAUAAUCCCCUUGGUUACCUCUCCCAAUGCUCCCAUUGCGCUCUGGUGUCUGUUUUCUAUUCUGUCAAGGACUUUGAUUCAUGUUCUACAUUUAAGUGGUUAUCAUUAAUGAGAAUGCACUCAGUGAAAAAUCACAGUGGAAAUGAGGCAUUAUGACCUAGUUGUUUGAUAAUGUCUGAUUGUGACACACUUCUCCGCUGAUGUUGCCUCUGGUAGUCUCUUUGGCAAUGGUGAUUGUGAUGCGGUAUUGGUGUGCGGUGCCAAUCCCUUCUAUUUUAAUUCAUCUGAAUGCAGAUGGGGGAAGAACAGAAAUAGUGUUUCUCCCAAUCCAUGGCCUCAAACUCCAGUCUGUUUCGUAGCAAUGGAUAAUGGAUGAUGAAAAAUGGUGGAGAAUCUCUCUGCAGAGGAGCUUGCUGGUUUGUUUUACCACCUGCCUGAUCCUGGGAUGUAGCGGCUUGUUUUUCACUUUCCCUUGUGCUUUCUUGGCGGUUAAUGUUUCCCUGCUGUUCCCUAUCGCUGCUGGAAUCUUGUUCGUAUCCUGCUUUACAAGUUUCAUUAUCACUAGUUUCAUGGAUCCUGGAAUCCUACAAGGCUCAGUAAUAUCAGUACGCCAGAGCUUUGACCCUAAGGUUGUGACAGUUAGCGGCAAGGUGUAUUAUCUGAAGUGGUGUCAAGUCUGCCAGUUCUACCGACCACCCCGCUGCUCACACUGCAGACUCUGCGAUGUUUGUAUAGAGGAUUUUGACCACCAUUGUAAAUGGGUGAAUAACUGUGUUGGGAGAAGGAAUUACCGCUUCUUUUUCUUCUUUGUCUUCUUUCUUGCUGUUUACAUGUUGACUAUUUUGGGCUCCUGUAUCAUGUACCUUAUAAUCAACUACAAUGAGCCGAUGACGAUGGAGAAGAGUGUUACUUAUAUUGUUCUGGCUCCGAUUGCUAUGUUCCUCUUCCCAGUGCUUUUCCUGUUUGGAGCUCAUACUGAAUACAUGGUCUUGGGAGUAACUAUGUCUGAACAGUACAAUAAAACAGAAGAUAGAACAAACCCCUUCUCACGUGGUUGGAAGAGAAACAUUUUCAUCAUGCUUUGUGAUCACAUUGUUCCAAGGUACCUUGGAUCACUCAAGAAACUGGAUUCAAGAAAAACUUCAUGGAAGAGAAAUUCAAAACAAGUGACGAGGAAGAAGGGAAAGAAAGAGAAAACGUCUGCAAAGAUAAUUAAAGGUACUAAAACAGAAAGUUGGCCGCACUGAACUGAAAAAUUGAAAGUAAUCACCUUGGCUUUAUGUUCUCUACUUUCUGCUUGUCCCUUUGGACCGAGAGGUUACUGCACUGCGUACAUGGCUAGCUCUCUGAAACAAGGUCUGCCAUUUAUUACCUCUCUCAGUGCAGAUCACGAGUGAAUGAUUUUGGUUGUGAUUUCUCAGAGUGGGCCUCUGUGACUAUGGAAUGAAAAUAAAGAAUAGAAUUAUUUUUAUUCUUCUUUCUCCUGGGUCUAUCUUUUGUCAUUUUUGUAUCAUUCUCCACUUCUGUGAUGCUGACUGUUUAGGAAUGACAGAGGUAACAGUUCCACUCUGCUCGGAUGGUUAGUUGCAGGUACAGAUAGUGCCAAUCUUAUGUGUUUCUAUCCAAGAACCGUGAUGGUGAGGUCAAUGGAUAACAAAAUGAUGUUCACCAUUGGCAUUCUCUCCAUUUCUGACUUGUCAACCAUCAUCUCUGCCAAUGAAGAUUUAAAAAUAUAUAUA
Leucoraja erinaceus (little skate) is the source of this 2035-nucleotide messenger RNA. RefSeq names its product palmitoyltransferase ZDHHC5-A-like. Gene Ontology annotation, biological process: peptidyl-L-cysteine S-palmitoylation; protein targeting to membrane. The record is from RefSeq and is a predicted model, not a curated record. Bases 665 to 1543 code for a protein of 292 amino acids. Gene Ontology annotation, molecular function: protein-cysteine S-palmitoyltransferase activity. The transcript is spliced from 9 exons. NCBI's taxonomy places the organism in Eukaryota, Metazoa, Chordata, Chondrichthyes, Rajiformes, Rajidae. Gene Ontology annotation, cellular component: Golgi apparatus; endoplasmic reticulum.